GGGCUGAGCUUCGACGGGCUGUCCUUCAAUGGAGUAACACAUGACAGGGCACAAGAAGGAGAAGCGUUAUGAGUGCGACGUGUGUGGCAAGGCCUGGCAGACCCCGGGCCUGCUGGAGACCCACCGGCGGAUUCACACGGGAGAACGCCCCUUCACCUGCUCGGAGUGCGGCAAGAACUUCAAAUGCUACAACAACCUGCAGCAGCACAACCGCUGGCACUCUGACAAGAGGCCCUUCACCUGCUCCGACUGCGGCAAAGGCUUCAAGUCGCCCACACAGCUGAAGUUGCACAGACGCGUGCACACCGGGGAGCGGCCCUACACCUGCAGCGACUGCGGCCAGGGCUUCACCCAGUCCGGCAACCGGCUGGAGCACCAGCGCACCCACACCGGCGAGCGCCCCUACACCUGCACCCAGUGUGGCAAGCGCUUCCCCCGCUCCAGCAGCCUGCUGGAGCACCAGUACACCCACAACGGCGAGCGCCCCUACACCUGUGGCGAGUGCGGCAAGGGCUUCACCCGCUCCACUGGGCUGCGAAGGCACCAGCGCACCCACACCGACAAGCGCCCCUAUACCUGUGCCCAAUGUGGCAAGGGCUUCACCCGCUCCGACUCCCUGCUGGAGCAUCAGCGCACCCACACCGGCGAGCGUCCCUACACUUGCACUCAGUGCGGCAAGGGGUACACCCACUCCAGCAACCUGCUGUUCCACCAGCGCUCCCACACUGGCGAGCGUCCCUACACCUGCGCCCAGUGUGGCAAGGGCUUCACGCGAUCCACCAGCCUGUUGUACCACCAGCGCAUCCACACUGGCGAGCGCCCGUUCACCUGCGCCCAGUGUGGCAAGGGCUUCACCAGCUCCACCCAGCUGCUGGCCCACCAGCGCACCCACACUGGCGAGCGUCCCUUCACUUGCGCCCAGUGCGGCAAGGGCUUCACCCAGUCCGGCAACCUGCUUGUGCACCAUCGCAUCCACACUGGCGAGCGCCCCUACACCUGUGCCGAGUGCGGCAAGGGCUUCACCAGCUCCACCAAGCUGCUGUCCCACCAGUGCACCCACGCUGGCGAGCGUCCCUUCACCUGCGCCCAGUGCGGCAAGAGCUUCACCCAGUCCAGCAACCUACUGGUGCACCAUCGCACCCAUACCGGCGAGUGCCCAUACACCUGUGCACAGUGCGGCAAGGGAUUCACCUGCUCCACUCAGCUGCUGUCUCACCAGCGGGUGCACGCCGGCGACCGUCUCGUCCCCAGCCCAGUGUGUGGAGAGCGCUUUGCCAUGGCCUCCCUCGCCCUGUCUCACCAAUGCGUGCACACCAGUGGCCAGUCCUACGACUGCCCAUACUGUGGUGAGGAGUUUGAAAACUCUCGCGGUGGUUGCGGCAGCACCGGCGUACCCACGCCGGCGAGCAGCUGCUCCCACUGCAGCAAGCGGAUGCACUAGCGGAUACACACCAGAAAGGGACCCUUUGUGUGCGCUGAGUGAGGCAAGGGUUUCACCCACAACGGUGAGCGUCCCUUCGCCUGCCCGUCCUAUGGUAAGGUCUUCACCUGCCUUCACCACCUGCUGGAGCACCGGCGAGUCUACACCGGCCAGCGCCCCUUCACCUGCCUACUCUGUGGCAAGACCUUUGUCCACUCCUCUAGCCUGCUGGCACACCGCCAUGUGGAUAGGAGCUGUUUAGGUAGACACAAAUGCUGGAAGGAAUGGGUAAGGUUUCGGGUAGAGACCCUUCUUCAGUCUCGACCCGAAACAUCACCCAUUCCUUCUCUCCAGAAAUGCUACCUGUCCCUCUGAAUUACUCCAGCAUUUUGUGUCCUUUUUUGUAAACCAGCAUCUGCAGUUUAAACCAAUUUUUAAACCAUUCUCAUUAACCAUCUCUGCACCUUUCCCAAAGCCUCCACAUCAGUGCUGUAAUGGAGUGACCAGAACUGUAUACAAUACUCCAAAUGCUACCUGACCAAUGUCCCUUAAAGCUGCACAUAUACAUUCCUCUCUCUCCCCACUUUUCUCCUCUCCCCUCUCCCUCCACUCUCCCCCCAAUCGUACAAAUACUCUCCACUCCACCCUCUCGUGCCCCCCUCCUCUCCCUCCCACCGCCCCUCUCUCUCACAUGCAUACACAUAUUCCCUCUCUCUUGUUCUCUCUCUUCUCUCUCUCACACAAACCCUCUUUCUCUCACACAAACCCUCUUUCUCUCACACACACACUCCCUCUCACACACGCACCACUCUUUUGCUGUCUCUCACACAACAUCUCUUGUUCUCGCGCACACCAUCUCUCUCUUGCUCUCUCAUCCACCCUCUCUCUCUCACACACACAUUCCUUCUCUUUCAAACACACUCCCUCUGUUCCUCUCUUCCUCUCUCUCACAUUCCCUCUCUCUCUCACACACACUCCCUCUCUUGCUCACACACACACUCCCGCUUUCUCUCACACACACUCACUCUCUCCCACACACAAAUACUCCCUCUCUCACACACACAACACUCCCCCCUCUCUCUGUCUUUUUCUCACUCACACACACACACAGUCCCUCUCUCUCACACACAUUCACUCCAUCAGUCUAUCACACACACACAGUCCAUCUCCCACACACACUCUCUCUCUCUCUAUC
Leucoraja erinaceus (little skate) is the source of this 2615-nucleotide messenger RNA. Its product is annotated as zinc finger protein 615-like. Gene Ontology annotation, biological process: regulation of transcription by RNA polymerase II; central nervous system development. The coding region runs from base 41 to 1441 and encodes 466 amino acids. Lineage: Eukaryota; Metazoa; Chordata; Chondrichthyes; Rajiformes; Rajidae. The transcript has a single exon. The record is from RefSeq and is a predicted model, not a curated record. Gene Ontology annotation, cellular component: nucleus. Gene Ontology annotation, molecular function: DNA-binding transcription factor activity, RNA polymerase II-specific; RNA polymerase II cis-regulatory region sequence-specific DNA binding.